AUGUGGGGUGGCCUGCGACACAUCACUGGCUAUAAAGGGAGAAAUAGCAGUGAUGAUCAGACUGCCGCCUCUCCACCUGAUGACCUCAACACUUUUUACGGAAGGUUUGAGGCAACCAACCCCCUUCCUUCCGCAAGACUGGCCAGGGACGACUGCACUCUGUCCCUGACCGUGGCUGACGUGAGGCGAGAGCUCCAAAGGGUGAACCCUCGGAAGUCAUCCUGGCCCAAUGGAGUUCCAAGCCGCGUCCUCAGGGGGUGCGCCGACCAGCUUGCGGAGAGUAACUCGAGAAGCUCUACUUUGAGAGAGGGAGCCAAAUGGAACACUUCUGUUCCCUAUCUGCUGGGAAACACUCUUGAUGUGCAUUCCAAAGGGAUCAUUUUGAGGGCCUUUAAGCAGUUUGGUCUGAAAUCCUGCAUCAACUUUAUUCCGCAGCAAAAUGAAGAUGACUUCAUCCACAUCCAGAAAUUAGGAGGGUGUUUCUCUUAUGUAGGAAAACUCUUUUCAGGUGGACAGAUUGUUUCCAUUGGGUCUGGCUGCGCAUUUGUUCCCAUUGUGGAACAUGAGCUUCUUCAUGCCCUGGGCUUCUUUCACGAGCAGUCCAGAUAUGACAGAGAUGACCAUGUCACAAUAAUCUGGGAGAACAUCCAAGAAGGGUUUGAGCGCAAUUUUGAUAAAGUAAGUGAGAAAUACUCUAGCCUCCUUAAUACUUCAUAUGACUACACAUCUGUAAUGCACUACGAGGAAGAUGCCUUCAGUAAUGGAAAUGGAUCCACCAUCAUCACAAAGCAACCCGAGUUUCAAGAUGUGAUCGGCAACAGUAUAGAAAUGAGCUCAACAGAUGCACUUGAACUGAACAGGCUCUAUAACUGCGAUGCGUCAGUCUCCUUCCUGGACCACUGCAGCUUUGAAGAUGAGAGCCUGUGUGAGAUGAGUGUCUGCUCCAGGAGUUCAGCUGGAUGGCAGAGAGUGAGCCGAGCUGAUGGAGGUCCCCACUCAGACCACACCUACCUGGGCACUGACUCUCAGGGUCAUGGCUUCUUCAUGCACUUCAGCACUAUAACUGGAGAAGAAUGGGAUUCAGCCAGACUGACCACCAGGAGGAUGACUCCUGGUAGAACAUGCCAGGUCCAGUGCCUUCAGUUCUAUUACUACUACAGUGGGAAUGAAACGGACCAGCUCAACAUCUGGAUGAGAGAGUUUGACAGUGAGGAGGACACAGAAGGAACAAUCAGACUCAUGGGCCAGAUCACAGGUUCCCCAGCUGAGUACUGGAAGCUCCACCAUGUUCCCCUGAACACCACUAAGACCUUCCAGGUGGAGUUUGAUGCCCGCAAAGGAGCAGGGUCGUCCAGCGGUGGCUUUUCCGUGGACGACAUUAACCUGUCAGAGACCGAAUGCCCCCAUCACACAUGGCAAAUCCCGAACUUCGAGGAGGUUUUGAAUACCAGUAAUUAUGGCACCUUCCUCUAUAGCCCAAGGUACUACUCCAUAGAUGGCUAUGGGUAUCAGAUCCUUCUACAAUUGCGGAAGACAUUUUUUGGCGUAUAUGUGCGCUUGGUGUCUGGAGACUAUGACGACACACUCGAGUGGCCGUUGGCAUGGAGGCAGAUUACAGCGCAGAUGCUGGACCAGAAUCCACAGAUGCAGCUGCGCAUGUCCAAGGAGAGGAGUUUGACCACAGACCCAGCACGGAUAUCAGGUGCUUAUAGCCACAGCACUGAUGAGUAAAGAAAAUCAUCUUUUGUUCUGUUGUGAUUAACUUGUCUAUCACACUAGCUGGUGCCCACUUUCAAAGUCAAAUGUUUUAAUGCUUCAUGCAAGUCGAUAUCAGCAGAUGAUUCUUGUUUGUUUACUCUUAAUAAAAUAACGACAAUAAUCCGUUCAUAAUUAUUCAUCAUUACAUCAAUCACAGUAAUUUUGUUUUUGUUUUGUUGUUAAAUCCAGGUGGGAAGUUCGCUUGGGGAAACCCCCGAGAGGUGGGAAGUCUAACCACAGUGG
This is a messenger RNA of Clupea harengus (Atlantic herring), 2001 nucleotides long. RefSeq names its product meprin A subunit beta-like. Gene Ontology annotation, biological process: proteolysis. Gene Ontology annotation, cellular component: membrane. NCBI's taxonomy places the organism in Eukaryota, Metazoa, Chordata, Actinopteri, Clupeiformes, Clupeidae. Gene Ontology annotation, molecular function: metalloendopeptidase activity; zinc ion binding; protein binding. The transcript has 8 exons. The record is from RefSeq and is a predicted model, not a curated record. Bases 1 to 1731 code for a protein of 576 amino acids.